Boleophthalmus pectinirostris (great blue-spotted mudskipper) is the source of this 912-nucleotide messenger RNA. Its product is annotated as free fatty acid receptor 3-like. The coding region runs from base 1 to 912 and encodes 303 amino acids. NCBI's taxonomy places the organism in Eukaryota, Metazoa, Chordata, Actinopteri, Gobiiformes, Gobiidae. Gene Ontology annotation, molecular function: G protein-coupled receptor activity. Gene Ontology annotation, biological process: G protein-coupled receptor signaling pathway; cellular response to fatty acid. The record is from RefSeq and is a predicted model, not a curated record. The transcript has a single exon. Gene Ontology annotation, cellular component: plasma membrane.
AUGCUGCAUUGUCUGUUAUCCGUGGGCUACAUCCUCACCUUCGUGCUGGGCGUCCCUAUGAACAUCCUGGCAUUCUGCACCUUCUGCCGAAAGGUCUCCCGCAAAGCCACGCCCAUCGACGUCCUCCUCCUCAACCUCACCAUCUCCGACCUCAUCUUCCUCACUUUUCUACCCUUCAAAAUGAAAGAAGCCGUGGACCAGAUGACGUGGCUGCUUCCCUUUUGGCUCUGCCCGCUCACCGGCUUCAUUUUCUACGUCACGAUCUACAACAGCACCUUGUUGCUCACCGCCGUCGCCGUGGAGAGAUACCUGGGCGUCGCUUUCCCUUUGCGAUACUCGCUGUGUCGACGCCCACGCUAUGCGAUUUUAGCCAGCGUGAUCUUCUGGGUUGUAACGUUGACGAAUCUGAGCAUUGUCUACAUCAUGCCAACAGCUAAAAUCCAAAACGGCAGCACUCCAGGUUCUUGCUACUUAGAAUUUACCGCAGAAGAACUUAAAAUCGUGCUCCCAGUUCGAUUGGAGCUAUUCCUGGUCUUAUUUUGCGUGCCUUUUGUGAUUUGCAUGUUUUGUUACAUCAAUUUCAUCUUAAUCUUAUCGCGAUUGCCAAAUAUAAGCCGACGUAAGCGCUUAAGAGCUAUAGGGCUCGCGUUAGGGACUUUACUGGUUUUCGCAGUCUGCUUUGGCCCUUACAACGUCUCCCAUGUGGUAGGGUUUGCGAGGAAAGAAAGUGAAGAUUGGAGAAAUGUGGCGCUCCUCUCCAGUACUUUUAACGCCUGCUUGGACCCGAUUAUCUUCUACUUUUCAUCAGCUGCCGUCAGAGGAAUGCUGAAAAGAUGCUGUAAAAGCGUAAUGGCCAAAACCCACAUCCUGAAGUGUCACAAAUCUGCCAACGAUUUGAACUUGAAUACUUAA